AUGUCUCCACAGCCUCAGAGUCAAAGGAGCAGAAGACCCAAACAGAGUCUCAUUGUCCAAGAGGCUUCCUUCGUCACUUUUGUCUUAGUCCAUCUUAAAUACAAUCUCAGUAUCAAGUAUCAUGAUAUAUCUAAGGAUCAGUGUGUAGUUUUUAUUUUUGCGGACAGUCUGAUUGUUUUCUGUUUUCUGUUGUGUCCAGGCUGCAGUACCUACCGUGUGACAGAAGGGGGCGUGGCGUCUCUGUCGUGUCAGUACAGCGUGCAGAGGUUCGGCCUGAGCAGAGUCUGCUGGGGACGCGACUGUGGAACCUUCUGGUGCAGCAGCAUCCUGGUCCAGACCGACGAGAACGGGGUCAUCUCCAAGGUCUCGGAUCGGUACCGUCUCACCGGGGAUGUUCUGGACGGGGAGAUGGACCUGGACAUUCUGGACGUGCGUCGUUCGGACAGUGGACCUUACUGCUGCAGGGUCAACAUCAACGGCAUCUUCAACGACAAGAAGACCAUCAUGAACCUGCGCGUCGUCAGAGGUCAGGGGUCAGAGGUCAGAGCUCCAGGCACCAGUCCUCCGACCACCACCACAACUACGACGACCACCACCACGAUUAUCACGACGACUACUACAACUACAACCACAGAAGAAGCAGUCCAAGAGGAAGCCACGCCCACAGUGAACUGGAGAGCAGUGCUGUCGUCGCAACUGGAAAUCCUGAAAAACUCCACUCUGCAUCGGUCUGAACCCGUCAAUGUGGAGGAGCAGGUGCCCUCGCUCUCUGUUCAGAUAAACGUCCCAGUCUUGUCUCUCUCCCUCAGUAUUCUGUUCAUUUUAGCAGUGGUCUCGCUCUUUGUGGCUUUAAAACGUGGAAAAGGGCUGAAGUCUGGAUGUUUUUCAGAUGAGCCUCGCCACAUCAUUUACGAGAUCAGAAUGAGACGCCCGGUUCAAGAAAACAUUUACACUUUGGACUGAGAAUCAAAUUGUCCCAAAUGAAUAUGCUGUUCCUUUGCUGAUGUCUUUGUCUUUUUUAACAUAAUAAAUAUAUUUA
Messenger RNA from Boleophthalmus pectinirostris (great blue-spotted mudskipper), 1039 nucleotides. RefSeq names its product hepatitis A virus cellular receptor 1 homolog. Bases 1 to 963 code for a protein of 320 amino acids. Lineage: Eukaryota; Metazoa; Chordata; Actinopteri; Gobiiformes; Gobiidae. The record is from RefSeq and is a predicted model, not a curated record. The transcript is spliced from 8 exons.